GUUAUUGAUGAGUCAGAGUCGGUGUCAAAUUUGUCCUAGGGAUUUUUUGACAACCCAAAAACUAAAAAAACCGAAUAUUUUUGUGUAAUUUAAGGAAAAAGGUGUGUUUUUUUAAAUCACUGAUUAUUUAUUGUUAGUUUUUUAUUCAAAUUAUGGAAGCCUACGACGUGAUUGUUAAUCAGCCAGUGGUAAUCGACAAUGGCACAGGGAUUAUUAAAGCAGGUUUUGCCGGAGAUCAAAUACCAAAAUGCAGAUUCCCAAACUAUGUUGGCCGACCAAAACACACGAGAGUUAUGGCUGGCGCUCUAGAGGGAGAUCUUUUCAUUGGCCCCAAAGCCGAAGAACACAGAGGCCUUCUAUCUCUUAAAUAUCCCAUGGAACAUGGUAUAGUUACUGAUUGGAAUGAUAUGGAAAAGAUUUGGAGUUACAUAUACAGUAAAGACCAACUCAAUACAUUCUCAGAAGAACAUCCAGUAUUACUAACUGAAGCGCCUUUAAAUCCAAGGCCUAAUAGAGAAAAGGCUGCCGAAAUUAUGUUUGAAACAUUUAAUGUGCCCGCCUUGUUUAUUUCAGUGCAAGCCGUACUUAGUUUAUAUUCAACUGGUCGAACUACAGGAGUAGUUUUAGACUCGGGUGACGGUGUAACACAUUCAGUGCCUAUCUAUGAAGGAUUUGCCUUACCUCAUAGCAUCAUGAGAUCGGAUAUAGCUGGUAGAGAUGUUUCUAGAUACUUAAGAUUGCUUCUACGGAAAGAAGGCAGCAUUUUUCGGACAACAGCUGAGUUUGAAUCUGUGAGAACACUGAAAGAGAAAGUUUGUUACUUAGCAAAUAAUCCAGUCAAAGAAGAAUCUGUUGAAACUGAACCGCUCAAUUAUACUUUACCAGAUGGUAGUGUAAUUAAAGUUGGCCAGGCUAGAUUUAGGGCUCCAGAAAUUUUAUUUAAACCCGAUUUGAUUGGUGAGGAAAGUGAAGGUCUUCAUGACGUCCUCCUCUAUUCGAUUCAAAAAUCAGAUUUGGACCUGAGGAAAGUCUUAUUUAAAAAUAUAGUCUUGUCUGGUGGAUCCACACUUUUUAAAGGCUUUGGUGAUAGGUUGUUGUCAGAAAUCAGAAAAAAUUCUCCAAAAGAAGUACAAAUUAAAAUCUCUGCACCACAAGAAAGGCUCUACUCCACAUGGAUAGGAGGUUCGAUUUUAGGCUCAUUGGACACCUUCAAGAAAAUGUGGAUUUCAAAACGGGAAUUUGACGAAGAAGGGCAACGUGCAGUACAUAGAAAAACUUUUUAGGCUUUUAUUAAUUUAGUUUAAUUACUAAUUUAUUUUCUUAUAAUACGUACUAAAAAGAUAAAAGAAAAGGCAAUCUUGUAAAGCAACGAUUUCAGUGCUUUGGAGGAUUGUAUUAUAUAUUAUGAUGCUAAUAUCUCUCUUUGAAAUGUGAUCACUUUUAUGUUUAAGUUGCAUACUUUUUUUAAUUAAAUGUGUACAAGGUGAUUUUUUUUUCAGUUUUAAUUGAGUUUGUCUUUAAACUGUCAGCUGUACUUGUUAAAAUAUAACCUCCUACCCCUGUUGAUUUUUGGAACAAUUAAAAAAAUAUAUAUAUGUAUUGUGCUUGUAAUUUAUUCAGUAAAAUAAAAUUGGAAUUAUAAAAGUAAAGAAUAUUUAUAUGUUAUAAAAUAAUAUGGAGAUAAGAGAAGUCAAAGAUUACUUUCUAAAGUUUGAAGAAUAUCGAAGUUAUUUUUUGCACAAUAAUAAUUGUAUGUAUUUAGUCGCUUUGGAUGAUGUAAUGUUUCUUACAUUUCGUUUUAUAAUAAAAUAUUGUUUAAAAAAAAAAACUUGCCUAACUAAAAAUCCCACAAAUUUACUAUGAAAAUGUUCAAUACAAAAAAUCGCUUACAACUAGUACAAAAUCAUGAAAAAAAACUUAAGAUACAGUUUAAUCUAAAUAAUAGUAAGUUUUGUUCUGGUCUGAUUUACUUGCCAAACGUUGAGUUCUUCAUAUUCUUCGAUACAAGAAUCAACCUGAUCGGGAUUGUAGCCUUUGCUAGCACAUUUUUCAAGUACUUGAGAUAUUUUAACUGUUUUUUCGCCUCCCGCCAAUUCUCCAAUAAUGUCGAAAAUUUUAUCAUUAACGUUUGGUGGGCGGUAACCUUUGUUCUCGAACGUUUGAUUUAGAGAAUCUUUGCUCAUUUCCAUUAGACGGAUUGCUUCAUUGACGUCACCCUUUUCAACAACAUUAGACAAUCUCAAACGAGCUAAUGCAGUUGACAACCUCAAAAUCCCCAAAAGAUUUCUAGCCGAUGUAAAAGUCAUAUCUCGCGAAUUUCUAGCCUCCUGCCUCAACUCCACAUACGCCCCAACAAUAAAUUCUGUCAAUUCUUCAGGUAUCAUUGGCUCCUUCAAUUUACACAAAGCAAUAUAUUUCCUCAUGACUGACAUAUUCAGAGCUUCGGUUUCAGUUGGAGGUUGUUUACAGUUCUGGUGUACAUAUGUAAUGUGCUUGGCCAGUCUUAAGUCAUUGUCUCUGUCCGCUUUGUCUUGAAUUAGCCACAGAAGAUCGAAACGCGACAAAAGGGCAGCUGGUAAUUGGAUGUUUUGUUCGAUGGUUCUUUUUGGAUUGUAACGACCGUACGCAGGAUUAGCAGCUGCUAGGAUUGAUACACGGGCAUUGAGGCACGUCAUUAUAC
Messenger RNA from Ceutorhynchus assimilis (cabbage seed weevil), 2680 nucleotides. Lineage: Eukaryota; Metazoa; Arthropoda; Insecta; Coleoptera; Curculionidae. The record is from the annotation of a GenBank genome assembly.